This is a messenger RNA of Drosophila santomea, 347 nucleotides long. RefSeq lists its product as uncharacterized. Lineage: Eukaryota; Metazoa; Arthropoda; Insecta; Diptera; Drosophilidae. The transcript is spliced from 3 exons. The record is from RefSeq and is a predicted model, not a curated record. The coding region runs from base 39 to 347 and encodes 102 amino acids.
AUCCAUUUGUGAACUGCAGUUCAAGUAAAUCAGUCGCAAUGAAAAGCUAUCUGCUGCGGGGCAUAUUACUAUAUUAUUUAUGCACAUUGCUGCUGAUUGAGGGACGGGAUGUGGAGUUUAAAGAGGAAAAUGACAAUAUUCACCUAAGUGACGUUUUGCUCUGCACAAACACUUCACUGCAGAACCAAAAGCGCUUGAAUAGAUCGAGUUUGGGUGGACACAUGCGAACUGAUCACUUGGGCAGAAAUCGAGUGAACCAUCGAAGUAGAGCACCAACUAGACGUCGAAGAAAACACCGAACUACGCCCAAACUUAAAUACUAUACACCUAAAAUAAAUCCAGUUUAA